ACCAAGUCCCCAAGAAGCCAAGGGGAUGCUCCGGUCCCCAACACAUGCUGCUGCUGCUCUUACCUGGCUCCACUCCCUUCCCUCGCAGGUGUGAUCCGGUUUGUGGCACUGCUGGUCACGCUGCUGGGCACAUGGUUUGUCACACAGAUGUACUUUGAUCAGAGCUGGAAAGCCAUCACCCUGCGGAGCUGGCUCGGUUCCACAGACAAGACCAGCAGCAAGGAGCUGCCCCAGCACAAGUGUGGAAUCCAGAAGAGCUGCCCCCAGAACCAUUUUGCCUUCAAGAUCAUCAGCGGCGCUGCAAAUGUGGUGGGACCCUCCAUCUGCUUUGAUGACGUGAUUCUCAUGAGCAGCGUGAGAAACAACAUUGGCAGAGGCCUGAACAUCGUGCUGGUGAAUGGAACAAGUGGGCAGCUCCUGAAAUCUGAAGCAUUUGACAUGUACUCUGGAGACAUUAACAAACUGGAUACCUUCCUUCAAGAGAUCAAGCAUGGUACCAUCGUACUGGUCGCCAGCUAUGAUGAUGCUGCCACAAAGAUGAAUGACAAAAUACGGGCACAUUUUGUGGAGCUGGGCAGCAGCCACGUGAACAAGCUGGGCUUUCGGGACAACUGGGUCUUCCUGGGAGCCAAAGGGCUGCACAACAAAAGCCCCUUUGAAGAUUACAUCAGAAAUGAUGUGAAGACAAAUAAAUACGACGGCUGGCCUGAGCUGCUGGAGUUGGAGGGCUGUGCCCCAAGGAAGAUGGAUUAG
Molecule: messenger RNA, 753 nt
Organism: Apaloderma vittatum (bar-tailed trogon)
Lineage: Eukaryota; Metazoa; Chordata; Aves; Trogoniformes; Trogonidae
Gene: FAM3D
Product: family with sequence similarity 3, member D
Exons: 8
Source: RefSeq, a predicted model, not a curated record